AGACUCGUCGAAUAAUUUUCUAUAAGUCAAUGACGACAAGUCACCAAAAUAUAUCAAGAAGAAAGCUCUUGGACACGGUCGUAAAGUACUUGAGCGAGUCUGCAACAUUUAUGAUGCGGGGUAGGUUACGCAAGAUCAGAGACAAGAUCAAAGAUGGUAAAUCUAAGUUAUUAUCAGCUUGGGAAAAAUUGUUCCGGACUCAUUAUGGGCUGAGGCGAUUUACUUACAAAAAACUGGCAGAUGCAACUAAAAAUUUCUCCAACAACCGUCUCCUUGGCGAGGGUGGUUUUGGUCAGGUCUAUAGAGGAAAAAUACAUGGUAAAACAUAUGCUAUUAAGAAACUGAAACGUCUACCAAAAAAAAUGGAGGCGGAGAUUAAGAUCCUUAGCACAGUCUCUCACCAGAAUCUUGUUAAGCUGAUAGGAUACUGCAUUGAAAAAGCUGAUACAUUACUUGUUUUAGAGUUUGCUCCCAACAACUCCUUGAAAUAUCAUUUACAUGGGAAUCAAGGAAAUCAGGUUUUGGAGUGGUCAAAUAGAAUGAAAAUUGCUAUAGGUUCUGCCAAAGGAUUGAAAUACCUGCAUGAAGAUUGUCCACACAAAAUUAUACACCGAGAUAUAAAAACUGAUAAUAUUGUUCUUGAUAACAAUUUUGAAGCAAAGGUUACAGAUUUUGGGUUAGCCUUGUUUUUUCCGGAUGAUGUUAGUCACCUUUCCAUAACCAUCGCGGGAACUGAAGUUUACAUAGAUCCUAAUAGUGGCGGACAUACCUCUCAAGAGACUGAUGUCUAUUCUUUUGGUGUUGUGCUUUUAGAAUUAAUUACUGGAAAAAACACUAGAAUUAAUGGUACUACCAUUGUUGAUUGGGCAAGGGAUCCAAUUAGACAAGCUUUGGCCGGAGAUCAUACGGCACUAGUUGAUUUGAAAUUGAAAGAAUAUAAUAGAGAGGAAAUGAACCGAAUGAUUGGUUGUGCCGCCGCUUGUGUAUAUAAACCUUUUAACUUUCGUCCAUCAAUGAAUCAGAUAAUUCAAACUCUUGAAGCAAAUAUUCCGGUGACGAAUAUAUGGAAUGAGAAUGAUAGUAAUUAUAUACAGAUAGAUACUUAAAAAUUUUAUUUGAUAAAAAGGUUAAAGUGAGCUUCUUUUUUGAAUUUUAAUAAAGUUUAGAAGCUUAUUUUAGACUUAUAGUACAUGAUCAAUGUGUUCUGUUGAAUAAUCUAAAGUUGUUUUUAUUUUUAUUUUUUUCCUGUCCAAUGCAAUCUUAUAUUAGGUUGAUGCUUGGUUCAAUAAAAUUAUAAAAAUUCUGAGUUUUUCU
Messenger RNA from Manihot esculenta (cassava), 1314 nucleotides. RefSeq names its product proline-rich receptor-like protein kinase PERK15. The transcript has 9 exons. The record is from RefSeq and is a predicted model, not a curated record. Bases 30 to 1106 code for a protein of 358 amino acids. Gene Ontology annotation, molecular function: ATP binding; protein kinase activity. NCBI's taxonomy places the organism in Eukaryota, Viridiplantae, Streptophyta, Magnoliopsida, Malpighiales, Euphorbiaceae. Gene Ontology annotation, biological process: protein phosphorylation.